This is a messenger RNA of Capsaspora owczarzaki ATCC 30864, 1635 nucleotides long. RefSeq lists its product as hypothetical. The record is from RefSeq and is a predicted model, not a curated record. Lineage: Eukaryota; Filasterea; Ministeriida; Capsasporidae. The coding region runs from base 1 to 1635 and encodes 544 amino acids. The transcript has 8 exons.
AUGCAGUCGCGGUUUCUGGUGCUGGCCGUCGCGCUGUCGUUCGACCUCGUGCUGACGUCCUUCCUGUACAUUGCGAUUGCGCGUGGCUCGUCGCUGGGCUUCUCAGAGUACACGCGGCGCUCCUUCACGCAGUACCACUUUGCCCAGUCGCUCGUCGAUGUCGUCCUGUUUGAUCUCAUUCGCGCGCUAAUCUACCUCGCCGUCGCCGUCCUCGCGCUCGCUCGCGGUCCCAACAAGCACACAAACAUCCGCUUUGUCAUUCUCAAUGCAUUCGGACAAGUCGGACUGUGCAUUGCGAAAACCAGCCAGAUGGACUUUGGGAUUUUCUCUGCUGGAAUCCAGCCAUGGGUCUACUUGCUAUUCGUGGCGCUGUUCGUCCUUCCGCUCGUCGAUGGCUUCUUUGCGCUCAGCGUCCCUUCCAAGAAACUGCUGCUGGCGAGUGAGCGAACCCCGCUACUGAACGAGUCGCGCGCAUCGGGCGUUUCCAUCAACGUCGAGAACUACGAUGAGGACAACGACAAGCCUGAAUCACUACGGAACAGCCGCCAUCAUGACGAUCAAUCGGAUUCCCAUUCGUGGUCGAGUGAACACUUCUUUGUGGCCACAGAAUACGUUGAACCUGCAUCGCCGGCGUCUGAAGACCUCUCUGGUGCCGAACUGCAGGGCAACCACACGCCCACUGACCUGGUGACCAAGUUUACAACCGCAUUGACUCAAAUUGAGCACUUGUACAACCAUUCUAGAGUCACCAAGGCCGCAAAACUACUCACCGUAACUCGAAACGCUCUUCGACAUCACAUGAGCAAUCGCCAUGUCACCCACUUGACCGGUGGCGACAUGACUGCUGCAGCGGCAUUCGACCAAAUCGCCGCACUCAUGCGCCAAGCAGAGAGUCGGCACCAUCAUAUCGAACACGAAGCUGCCAUGCUCAAGCUAUUUCUCGCCUCAACAGACAACGACGAGGGGUGGAUUCUGCAGGGCGAAACAAACGGCAUUCGAAUUGACUACCAACACCGCGAAGGGUCGGCAACGCACACCAUUCGAGCCAAAGGCACCGUGGAGGCCGAUACUGUGUGUUUACUCGUUGUUGCCACCGAAUUGGAUCUGUUGGGCACCUGGUUCCCGAGCUUUACCUUCCCGCUGAAGUUUGGAAUGCAAAAGUCGACGAGGGUUGCUCGUGUGGCUCCGCUGCAUGACCUCACCUACGUUGCGGCGUCUGUGCCGUGGCCGUUCGCUGAUCGCGACUUGACUAUCAAUCUUGUCUUUGAAAACCGGCUCAACGACGAUGGCACACUCGUUGUUGCGUUUGAGACUGUUGAAAUGUACAGUGGCGUCACCCUGCCCGCGCCAACAGAGGGCGUCGUACGCAUCGACCUGACUGGUGGUCUCGUCUUCCGGCCAAUCGAUCGCCAUCAUGUGCAAAUUCAAAUGGUGUGGGAUCUUGAUCCCAAGAUUAGUGUUAUUCCGGCUGCGGUGUUGAAUUUCCUGAUCAAGAAGGUCAUCAAGCAUGGUCUGACCAUGUAUACAGAGAUUGCACGAAAGAUUCAAGGGACGCCCUACGAAGUCCGACUCAACGCGGAUCCUCACUACGCCGAGCUGAGCGCCAAAAUCCGUGCUCUCCACUCGCUUCGUUGA